AUGCCCUUUUUCUCUCAAAUAUGGUCCUGGGGCUCCAAGCCCAUUCAAUGCGAUGAGUUCUCUGGGGCUAUGUUUGGAGGGGCCGCCAGUAUUGCCGCCUUUGAUGAUGUUCCAGAUGACUUUGUGCUUCCAGAAGGGAGUGUCAAGAAGGGAGAAAAGUACUUCAAGAAGUACUGCUCGCAGUGUCACUCCAUCUAUCCCGACAACCGAAUGACCAGGGGUGGACAGACACAGCUUGGACCCACGAUGUUCAAUGUGUAUGGACGGGCAAGCGGCAUUGAGGAGAUCCAACAGAAGCUGGCAACUGAUCGAGUUGAACAAGUCUUGUGGCUUGAAGCCGCCUUGAUGAAUUACAUGAAGAACCCGAGAGUCAUGUCGGCAGGGCGGGUACAGAUGAACUUUGCUGGCAUCAAAGAUUUCCAGACCAGGGUGGACAUUGUUCACUACCUCAAGACCUUGGACUGGAACAAUGAUGAAAUCGCGCAUCCUCCCGAAAAGCCUGCGAGCUUCGCGCCUUUGCGUUGGAUGAGCAAGUCAUAG
Molecule: messenger RNA, 540 nt
Organism: Durusdinium trenchii
Lineage: Eukaryota; Dinophyceae; Suessiales; Symbiodiniaceae
Source: the annotation of a GenBank genome assembly